Messenger RNA from Solea solea (common sole), 1278 nucleotides. Its product is annotated as integumentary mucin C.1-like. The annotation marks the transcript as partial. The record is from RefSeq and is a predicted model, not a curated record. The transcript is spliced from 4 exons. NCBI's taxonomy places the organism in Eukaryota, Metazoa, Chordata, Actinopteri, Pleuronectiformes, Soleidae.
UGCACCAACCACUACAACGACUGCACCAAUCACAACUACUGCCCCAACCACAACUACUACUGCUUCAACCACAACUACUGCUGCUCCAACUACUACAACUACUGCCCCAACCACAACACAACCACAACUACAACUACUACUGCUCCAACCACUACGACUGCACCAACCACUACGACUGAUCCAACAACAACUACAACUGCUCUCACCACAACUACAACUGCUCCAACCACAACUACGACUGCACCAACCACUUCGACUGAUCCAACAACAACUACAACUGCUCCAACCACAACUACAACUACUCCAACAACAACAACUCCUGCUCCAACCACUACAACUACUGCUUCAACCACGACUACUACUGAUCCAACCACAACUACUACUGCAACCACUACAACUGCUCCAACCACAACUACAACUACUACUGCUCCAACCACUACGACUGCACCAACCACUACGACUGAUCCAACAACAACUACAACUGCUCCAACCACAACUACGACUGCACCAACCACUACGACUGAUCCAACAACAAGUACAACUGCUCCAACCACAACUACAACUACUCCAACCACAACAACUCCUGCUCCAACCACUACAACUACUGCCCCAACCACGACUACUACUGAUCCAACCACAACUACUACUUAUCCAACAACAACUACAACUGCUCCAACCACAACUACAACUACUCCAACAACAACUCCUGCUCCAACCACUACAACUACUGCUUCAACCACGACUACUACUGAUCCAACCACAACUACUACUGAUCCAACCACAACUACUACUGAUCCAACCACUACAACUACUCCAACCACAACUACUGCACCAACCACUACAACAACUACUCCAACAACAACUACUACUGCACUAACCACAACUACUCUUGCACCAACCACUACGACUGCACCAAUCACAACAACUGCACCAACCACGACAACUACUGCUUCAACCACAACAAAUGCUGCUCCAACUACAACUACUGCCCCAACCACGACUACUACAACAACUACAACUGCUCCAACCACAACUACAACUACUCCAACCACAACAACUCCUGCUCCAACCACUACAACUACUGCAUCAACUACAACUACUACUGCUCCAACCACUACGACUGCACCAACCACUACAACAACUGCACCAAUCACAACUACUGCCCCAACCACAACUACUACUGCUUCAACCACAACUACUGCUGCUCCAACUACUACAACUACUGCCCCAACCACAACAACUGCUUCUCCAACUACAACUACUGCCCCAACCACAACU